AGCCUUUCGCGGCCCCGCGGCCCGGCGUUUCCGGCCCCGCCCGGCCCCGCCCGCCGGGCCGCGGUCGCGCAGCGAUGAUGUCGCGGGGGCCCGGCCGGGCGUCGCGGAUUCGGGAGAUGGACGAGAAGGAGCAGUUACGGCGGCAGAUCCGCCUCCUGCAGGGUCUCAUCGACGACUACAAGAACCUCCACGGCAGCACCCCGGGCCCCUCGGCUGCCUCGCGCUGGCCCCCGCCGCCCGCCUACGCCGGGGACAGGACCUUCGGUGGCCGCUGCUGCCGCCCAGGCCGCAGAGACUUCUCCCGCCACGGGCCUUCGUGGCGCAAGAAGUACUCGCUGGUCAACUGGCCCCCCGGGCCCUCGGAGCCGCCGGGCGACCGCGCUGGGCAGACGGCGCCGGCAGCGAGGGCUGCUGGGCAGGAGCCCGAGGACGCGGGCGCUCGGGAGGAUGUCCUCGAGAGACAGGUCCGGCUCGGCUCGGAUCAGAGCAUGGUCAUCAGAAUCAGGUCGCCGUCCAAGGCCGGCUCCGCCACAGCCACCGGCCUGCCGGAGGACGCCCCCUGGGGAGACCGGAGACCCCAGGGAGGCGAGGGGGAGCCCUCCAGGCCGGGGAGCACCAGCUGCAGCGUGGAGGACCCCCUGCUGGUCUGCCAGAAGGAGCCGGGCAGGCCCCGCACGGUGAGAGCUGUGGGCAGCGCCCGUGGCAGCCCCCCGGGGCCCCGGCGAACGGUCAGCGAGGGUGCCCUCAGGGCGCACCUGCCCGCCGCUGCCACCCUGGGCCGCAAAGUGGGCCCUCACUCUGCGGCCAGCUGUGACGGGAGAGUGAGGACCAGCCACCCGGACCAGCCGGUGCCGGUGGACCCCACGCCUGCGGCCGGGCAGGCCCGCCAAGCCCCCCUGCUGGCAGCGGCACUGUCCAGCAAGUUCCGCAGGAACAACUACAAGUGGGUGGCAGCCUCGGCCAAGAGUCCCCGAGCCGCCCGUCGGACCCUCAGCCCCCGAGCCGCUGCGGAGAACGUGGGCAAGGGCCUUGGGGCCGUGGCCGGGCACGACAAGCCCAGGAAGCCACCAACCACGGCCUCCAAGCCUGGGCCCUCCCCCAGCAAGUACAAGUGGAUGGCCUCCAGCUCCUCCUGCUCCUCCUCCGGGUGGCAGGCAGAGGCCGGCAGCCGGGACCCCUGCCGGCCGCCCUCCCCAGCACAGGCCGGGGGCCCGAAGCCCGUCCUGGGAGAGAGCCCGCUCUCGGCUUACAAGCUGAAGAGCCGCACCAAGAUCAUCCGCCGGCGGGGCAGUGCCAGCCUCCCUGGGGACAAGAAGAACAGCCUGUCGCCUGCCAGCACCAGCAGGAGCCAGCCCAGCCUGCGGCGGAGACAGGCCACCCGUGGCAAGAGCAGCCCUGUGCUGAAGAAGACCCCGGGUAAGGGCCUGCUGCAGGUCACCCGGCACCGCCUGUGCCGCCUGCUGCCCAGCCGGGCCCACCUCCCUGCCAAGGAGGCUUGCAGCCUGCAUCCGCUGCGGACUCCUCCCUCCGGCAAGGUGAUCAAGACCCGCUACCGCAUUGUCAAAAAGACACCCACCGCACCCCUCAGCGUCCCGCCCCUCCCCUUGUCCCUGCCUUCUUGGCGGGCCCGGCGGCUCUCGCAGUCCAGGUCUUUGGUGCUGAAUCGGCUGUGUCCGGCCGCUGCGGGCUCUGCUCGCUGGGGAAGCAAAGGCUACUGCAGCAUCGGAGGAGUCCUGUACAAGGUGUCUGCCAACAAACUCUCCAAGACCUCCGGCCGGCCGGGAGGUGCGGGUGGCCGGCCGGGCGAUGCGGGUGGCCGGCCGCUCCUGCGCACAGGCCGUGUGGACGCGCCCAGCAGCUGCAGCCGCUCCCUGGCCAGCCGGGCCGUGCAGCGCAGCCUGGCCAUCAUUCGGCAGGCCAGGCAGAAGAAGGAGAGAAAGAAGGAGUACUGCAUGUACUACAACCGCUUCGGCAGGUGCAACCGCGGCGAGUGCUGCCCCUACGUCCAUGACCCUGAGAAGGUGGCCGUGUGUACCAGGUUUGUCCGGGGCACGUGUAAGAAGACAGAUGGAACUUGCCCCUUCUCCCACCAGGUGUCCAAGGAGAAGAUGCCCGUGUGCUCCUACUUCUUGAAGGGGGUCUGCAGCCACAGCAGCUGCCCCUACAGCCACGUGUACGUGUCCCGGAAGGCUGAGGUCUGCAGCGACUUCCUCAAAGGCUACUGCCCGCUGGGCGCCAAGUGCAAGAGGAAACACACGUUGCUGUGCCCCGACUUUGCCCGCAGGGGUGCCUGCCCCCGUGGUGCCCAGUGCCAGCUGCUGCACCGUGCCCGGAAGCGCCACGGCCGGCGGGCCACACCCCCAACCCCAGGGCCCAGCGAAGCUGCCUCCAAGAACAAGCGCGCUUCCAGCCCUGGGCCCAGGAGUCCUGCAGCCGUAGCCCAGUGCAAGCCCACACCUAUGCCCGCCUCUCUCACAGCCCCGGCCCCCACCUCCCCACCGCCGAGCCCCGGGAAGCCAGCCUCCCCGCUUGCCUCCACUUCCUCACUCAGGGCUUCCUCCUCCUCCCCGCCCUCAUCUCCGUCCUCCUCGUCCCACGCCUUGGAGCAGGAGGAGCCACGCCGCCUGAAGGUGGCUACCCCGGCCGCCUUGAGCUCAGGGGGCCUCUGUAAGCUGCCUGCCUUCAUCUCCCUACGGUCCUCACCCAGCCCAGGGGGCCAGCCCCGGGCCCGCACCCCCAGGAGUUCCAGCUCCAGGAACUCAGGGCAGGCUCUUCACAUCAAGCCACGUCUAUGAAGCCGCGGCGGCUGUGCUACCUCACCCUGCACACUGCA
Messenger RNA from Ochotona princeps (American pika), 2833 nucleotides. RefSeq names its product zinc finger CCCH-type containing 3 (gene ZC3H3). The transcript has 12 exons. The record is from RefSeq and is a predicted model, not a curated record. Gene Ontology annotation, molecular function: metal ion binding. NCBI's taxonomy places the organism in Eukaryota, Metazoa, Chordata, Mammalia, Lagomorpha, Ochotonidae. Gene Ontology annotation, cellular component: nucleus. The coding region runs from base 75 to 2795 and encodes 906 amino acids.